Messenger RNA from Schistocerca piceifrons (Central American locust), 3968 nucleotides. RefSeq lists its product as uncharacterized. The record is from RefSeq and is a predicted model, not a curated record. Bases 72 to 1736 code for a protein of 554 amino acids. The transcript is spliced from 10 exons. NCBI's taxonomy places the organism in Eukaryota, Metazoa, Arthropoda, Insecta, Orthoptera, Acrididae.
CUUUCCGGCUAUUAAUUAAACACAGUGAAUUAUGAAACUGUUGCUGAAACAGCAAAGAUCCAAUAGUACUCAUGGUUUCAUUUUAUUUUUUGAUUGUGUCUCUCACAUCUGUCAUACUUCAGUUGCAAGGAGGUCUGUCUGUAAUAUUCCCAGAAGCUGUGCGUGUUGUGGAAGGAGGUGAUGUUUUGCUAAAAUUGCUAAGGAGCAAUCCAAACCAAAGAUCAUGUCUUCUUAAAACACCCAACACAUCAGUUAUUUAUCCACUCAUAUCAGAAUUUGCUCAUCAUCAAAAUGAAUAUCAAAAGGUAAAAUAUUUUGGUGGUAAUAUAAAUACAGAUUGUGGUGUCCGUAUCAAUAAUGUAACUGCUGAAGAUGUAGGAUACUGGCGACUUACUUCAAUAUCACAUAUUUAUGAGAAGGUUGAAGGUGCUUCGAAAAUAUCAUUAAGUUCUAGUUCUUCUUCAGCAGUGAAGCUUUUGAUUGGUACUAAGCCUGUUAUAAACUUUGGUGAUCUCCAGCAUUGUACUACAUAUUACGUGAAUAAUAACUACAAGAAAAUUAAUGCAGAUGUUAAAAAUGCUUCUUGUACUAACAGUGAUGAACUUGAUUAUGGAUGGACAACUCAUAAUUCUUUAGGUGGAAGUUUAACACUAUUUUGCAAUUUGAAAUGCAAGGAGAGACUAGCAUCUUGCUACUUUAUUCGUCUAUACGAUCAGGCAACAUUCAGCAUGGUUGAUGGGACUGGCAAUGGCCAAUACAGUUAUUUUGGAGAUGGACUUUGUUCUGGUCAUUGUGGUAUAACUAUUGAUUCUCCUCAGGAGAAGGAUUAUGGCAGAUGGCAGUGCAUUGUUUUAACAGCUCACAGAAGAAAACCUCUUUCUUCUUUUAUCUCUAUUUCUUCAGAUAUGAGAGAUGUUGCUGGAGCUGAAAAAAUUCAAGUAUGGGAUGUUGGUAACACUGUUGUACUCUUGGGGAAACCACUGACAUUGAAAUGCCGUGUUGAGACACCAAUAAGUGAAUGUUCACUGGUUCAUCCAAAUGGUUCAACAAUUGUGCUUGACUCAAAAGAGGGGAUUUACAACAGUACAGAAAUGUGGAAAUAUGAUGGUUUGUGGAAAUAUGAUGGUUUUAGUCUUGAUGCAGGUGACUGUGGAGGGACACUGUUUGCUGCAACUGAGGAAGAAUCUGGAAUCUGGAAAUGUCAAAUGAAGACAUUGAGGCCAACCAACGCGAUUUAUGCAUCACAGAUUCAGGUGAAAGUGACAAAAAUCCCUUUAACUGCGAUAAAUGAAGUGGUUGUGUCACAUGUUGGUGACAGUAUAACAAUAGGCUGUCAGAUGGUAUCACCUAUGUAUGUUAUGGAGUACUGUUCAUUUAAGCGACCUGAUGGAGCUGUAUUUGGACCUCUUCAAAAUGCAUCAUCCUAUGUUCACAUUAUGGAAGCUGGUCUCUGUCAAUUGAGUAUCAAGAGUGUGGAAAUGAGGGAUCUUGGAGAAUGGACUUGUACAGUAAAGAUAAAACGUGAAGAAGAUGAAAUAUCAACCACUACCAUCAUUCAGUUUUCAGCAAACCCUUCAGUAGCUUCAGCAGGUGUGGGUGCUGCUGUUGGCAUAGCAGUUCUGGUAGCAGCAAUAAUUGGGCUACGCUUUAUGCGAAGAGUCUGCCAACAAAAAAAUUCUAAUAUUACAGGGGAACAUCCUGAAGGAGAAGAAAUUGAAAUGCAGCAGGCAGGAUAGGUUAUCUUGCAUGUGCCUCCAUAACUUGGCAUGCUGAGUACUAUUGUCAAAGUGGGAAUGAUAGUUGAACAUACGAAGCUCUAUUAUGGUAUUAUAAUUAACUGUUUUUAUGAAUUAUCAUUUAUUUAUGCACUUACGUCAUGCAAGCAUUUUUGUACCUGGCUACUAGUUUUCAUAAUUAGUCAAGACCAUUUGUCAUGUUUUUAUGAUCACUUUGAGAGUGACAGAGUUGUACAGAGAAAGAAUCACUAACUUUGUACAUUAACUGCCUGUAUUUUAUGCUAAUAAAUUCAUUUGGCUGCUAUUAGUAUUAUGCACCAUAUUCUGUGAAUUGCAGCAUGACUGAGAAUAUUUAUGAAUUUGAAACAAUUCAAGGAGUACAUUAGUCAAGACAAGUUUGUACAUUAACUGUCUGUAUUUUAUGCCAGUAAUUACACAAAUGCUGAACCAACCUGAAAUAUUAUCAUCUGUAAGAAUGGAAUGAAAUGAAAACCUUAAAAUAUACCCACUGGGAAGAUGAUCAGCUUACCAGUUUCAUAGAAACUUAUUGUAUGAUAUUUCUAAGACAAAAACCAGUCAAUAACUAAUGGAAAGGGACUUACAUAUACCUUUCCUUUGAAAUUUUCUGGUAGAAAAUAUUAUGUUUCAUUGUGUAAUUUUUGUAUAAAAUAUGUGGCAGCUAAUAAAUUCAUUUGGCUGUUAUUAGUAUUAUACAUGAUAUUCUGUGAAUUGCAGCAUGACUGAAAAUAUUUAUGAAUUUGAAACUAUUCAAGAAGUAUCUUAGUCAAGACAAGCAACUGAAUUUAAAUUCUAAGUAUUAACUGGCAUCAUUGGUGGUUCUGUACAUGGAAUAUGAAGACAAGGCACUUCCUUUCAUUUUUACACAUUUAAAAUAGUUACAAAUGUACGUUAUUUGCUUAUGGUGCUAUUAUUUAGUGCUAAUGUGUACUUCACCUGGAAGUUGAGAAGAAAAAAAAAUAUAUCUGUUUACUAUAAGUAUGGAGUUUUCUUUCUAAUGGGCUUUGUACAGAUUUCUUCAAUCACGAUCUUGAAUUAUUUAGAUCUUCUUUUAUGAAGAUUCUGUCUGUCUCUCUCUCUCUCUCUCUCUCUCUCUCUCUCUCUCUCUCUCUCUGUGUGUGUGUGUGUGUGUGUGUGUGUGUGUGUGUGUGUGUCUUGAAAUCUGGAAAUGUGAAAUUGUAAUCAGUAUUUUGCAUGUAUUAUUAUAUCUAGUUUAUCCUUCUGUAACCAGUAGUGUCUAAUACUAACACUAACCUUUAAGAAUAGAAAAUUAUAUAGUUGUGUUAACAGUAUGUUGCUGGCAACGUACGUAAGUAUCUUUCACCAGCUCAUGUCACAUCUGCAAACAUCACAUCCUACAAAUGAAAUGUUCUUGAGUAUAAUGACUUACCCUAUAAACAUAUAUGCAGGUGUAGUUUACACUUUAGUUAAGAUGUUAUUACUGAUUAAUCUAUGAUCAAGGGUGUCAAAUCUAAAUUGCAAAAUUUGCUAUUGCAUGAAGACAUUGUUGGUCAAUACAAGUUUUGAAAUGCAACAUCCUGAUGGCAAAUACUCAACAUAAUUUUAUUAAAGGCAAAAAUUCUCAUCAUAAAUGGUAUAUCCUCUGGAGGAUUGUCUUCAGGUUUCUGGUUAAUGAAAACAGAACAAGUACAUCCCAGUCAGACCUUUAGUUUUUCUGUUUGCGGUUAUGUCCCACUAGUCCACAGGUGUAUGUGCAGAAAUGAAAAUGCUAUAUGGACAUUUCUUUGGUUAAAACUAGUGAUUAAGAACUGGAAAAAUCUUAAAAACAAAUUGUAAUAGAAGUGAAACAGCAGUAAAAUAAGAUACCAGUAUGCUAAAAACAAGUUAGCAAUAUGUUUGAAUAUACACCAUCAUAAUUUGGAAUUAAAUAUAAUAAUAAUUUAUCAUGGUUUGAAUCUGCACUGUAGAAAAUCUUACAAGGUGCAUGAUACAAGGGAAAAUUCACCAAAAUGAUAAGCAUAUUAACUAAAAACCUCCAUUUUCCUGCCUCUCCCUCCCCCCUCCCCACCCCCUCCAUCUGAGGCUUUUAUGGCAGCCUCAUGAUAAUUUAAAGAUAAGAUAUCAUUUGGAAAUUUGUCAAAUUUACACAGUUGUUUUAGAAAUUUGCUUUUAUUUAAUAAUAUAUGUAUUUGAUGAUUCAUAUGUUAUUGUAGUUGUGUAUAAUACUUCUAUUCUGAGCACAUAUAAAUGUUU